GGCGCUGGGAGCAGCGACGACGCGGCGGCGGGAGGAACAGAUCUCCCAGGAGUUCCUCGAAGGCGCUGCUCCCCUCUCCCGCUCAUAUGCCGCUGGGACUAGGGCGUCGGAAGAAGGCCCCACCGUUGGUGGAGAAUGAGGAGGCAGAGCCCGGACGAAGCGGGCUGGGUGUCGGGGAGGUGGGGUCCUUGGGUGGAGGUGGGGCCGUGGGGGCCCAACUGGGCCUGCCUCCCCCCCCACCAGCCCUGCGACCCCGCCUCGUCUUCCACACUCAGCUGGCCCACGGCAGCCCCACUGGCCGCAUCGAGGGCUUCACCAACGUCAAGGAGCUGUACGGCAAGAUCGCGGAGGCCUUCCACCUGCCCCCUGCCGAGGUGAUGUUCUGCACGCUCAACACCCACAAGGUGGAUAUGGAAAAGCUCCUGGGGGGGCAGAUUGGACUAGAGGACUUCAUCUUCGCCCACAUCAAGGGGCAGCGCAAAGAAGUGGAGGUGUUCAAGUCAGAGGAGGCCUUGGGGCUGACUAUCACCGACAAUGGGGCCGGCUACGCGUUCAUUAAGCGGAUCAAGGAGGGGAGCGUGAUUGACCGGAUCCAGGUGAUCAACGUGGGGGAUAUGAUCGAGUCCAUCAACGGGCAGAGCCUGCUAGGCUGCCGGCACUAUGAGGUGGCCAAGAUGCUCAAGGAUCUGCCCAAGGGGCGCACCUUCGCUCUCAAACUCACAGAGCCCCGCAAGGCCUUUGACAUGAUAAGCCAGCGAUCCGGAGGAGCUCGCUUUGGCCCAGGCUCCCAGCUGGGCACUGGUCGGGGAACACUGCGCCUCCGCUCCAAGGGCCCUGCUACUGUGGAGGAGCUGCCCUCUGCAUUUGAGGAGAAAGCCAUCGAGAAGGUGGAUGACUUGCUGGAGAGUUACAUGGGCAUCCGGGACACUGAGCUAGCGGCCACUAUGGUAGAGCUGGGCAAGGACAAGAGGAACCCGGAUGAGCUGGCCGAAGCUCUGGAUGAGCGGCUGGGAGACUUUGCCUUCCCCGAUGAGUUUGUCUUUGAUGUCUGGGGGGCAAUCGGGGAUGCCAAGGUCGGACGCUACUAGACCCUAGCGCUGGACUCUGGGGAGUACGAGUUAACCCUGGGCCAAGAAGGCGGGUCUUGUGGAGGGUAUGGGGUCCAGAGCUCUCUCUUCCCCUCUUCCCCCUCCCUUUCCAAGGAGAUGGUGGCAUAGUGGCUUUCCUCUUCUGUUCCCCACUAGAGCAGGGGCCUAGGCUCAUUAGUCCCUGCAAGGAGAAAGAGUUUCCUCUUCUGUUCCCCACUAGAGCAGGGGCCUAGGCUCAUUAUUCCUUGCAAGGAGAAAGAGAGGAGGCCUGUAGAGCAAGGCCGCACAGAGGCAUUAGAGGACCGCGGCGUUCCCUUCCCAGCCGGCCCCGCAGCCCCUCCGAGUCCUUCGGGCUUGGGCCGCCGGGCCCGAUGAGUUGCAGGAUUUCAGGUGCUGACAGGGAGAGGGGAGGAGCCCUUCCACCUUCCUUCUCCACCGGCCCGGGCCUCGGCAUCGGGGAGCGGAGCUGUUAGAAGACCCAGGCAGCCAGGGUUUUCCGGUCAAUCUCAGCCCCUUAGAGCCAGCGGGGUGAGGGGUGGUUGGUGGUGGUCAGCCCCACCCUGCCCCCACCAAGCGCAAGCCAAUCGGUACCUACCAGAGCUGUCCCCUCUUUCCCCAAGCUGCACCCCCCCCGCCCCCCCCUUCCCACCUACCUCAGCAGGCAGACGGGAGGAAUGGGCCCUGAGGGAGGAGGGAAGGGGGAAAAGUGAGCCCAGGGCCGCCCCCUCUCCCUCUUCUUUCCGCAGCAGCUGCCAAACAACCUCCUUGGCCCGAAUCACCCCUCCCCGGAGCGCUUGGCUCUGUGUGGUGGGGGGGGGUCGUGACCUCCCAUUUCCCUGAUGCAGAGAAGGAGGAGGUGGGGGGAACAGGCAUUCGCUUCUCCCCUCACCCAGUCCUUGCCUGUCCCUGACCUAUCCCCCACCCCCUUCGACUCGGAUCAAAAGCAAUAAUAACUCCCCAUCAAACCGAGAGCCUCACCCUUCAUCCUGACUGCUCCCUUCUCUCCCCCCCCCCACCCCGACUAAAAGCCCCUCUCCCCAGAACUAUUACCUCUGUGUGUGAACUUUGCUGCUGUGAACUGCCUCCCUCCCACCCUGACUUGUCCCCUACUGUCUCUUUCCCCCAUCCUCUGUUCUCCCUAACUUGUGGGGGAGAGCCUGGGGAGCUGGGAUGGGA
This is a messenger RNA of Tachyglossus aculeatus (Australian echidna), 2264 nucleotides long. It is a transcript of the gene GIPC1, whose product is annotated as GIPC PDZ domain containing family member 1. NCBI's taxonomy places the organism in Eukaryota, Metazoa, Chordata, Mammalia, Monotremata, Tachyglossidae. Gene Ontology annotation, molecular function: protein binding. The coding region runs from base 87 to 1088 and encodes 333 amino acids. The transcript is spliced from 7 exons. The record is from RefSeq and is a predicted model, not a curated record.